Stegodyphus dumicola is the source of this 572-nucleotide messenger RNA. RefSeq names its product osteoclast-stimulating factor 1-like. Gene Ontology annotation, biological process: signal transduction. The record is from RefSeq and is a predicted model, not a curated record. Gene Ontology annotation, molecular function: protein binding. NCBI's taxonomy places the organism in Eukaryota, Metazoa, Arthropoda, Arachnida, Araneae, Eresidae.
AGAGGGUCUAGGAAAACACUCUCAGGGGCAGAAUCUAGAACCAGAGCAAAAGAUAGGACCAAACAGAGAAAACAAAUUGCAGCUAAAAUGAAAAAUGGCUUCAUGGAAAAGACGAACCGUCAGACACUGCCGCAACCUCCGAUAGUGCAGAGAUUCUAAACGAUAUUGAUAUUUCUUGCAAUUUGCAUGACCAAAAUGAAGAAUCUUCAUCUAUCAUCUUCAAACAGACUUCAUGUCAACAACGGAGAUAACAGUUUUCUUAAUAGACCCCAAAUUGAACAUCUAGAGACAUGAAAUUAGAAUAUAAUGUAUUUUCUCAUUUAGGUCAUGUGAAAGUAGUUAGAGCUCUGUAUAAAUAUAUUGCUCAGCAGCCUGAUGAAUUAUCUUUUGAAGAAGGGGAUAAUCUUUAUAUAUUAGAUGUGAAAAGUGAUGUCAAUUGGUGGAAAGCAUCUUGUCGAGGAAAAAUUGGCUUGAUACCUAUGGAAGAGAGUACUGAAGAAGUGCUUCAUCCGUUACAUGAAGCUGCUAAAAGAGGGAAUUUGACUUUCUUGACUGAAUGUCUUAAAAAUAAG